Molecule: messenger RNA, 1783 nt
Organism: Pecten maximus
Lineage: Eukaryota; Metazoa; Mollusca; Bivalvia; Pectinida; Pectinidae
Exons: 12
Coding region: 406-1428 (340 amino acids)
Molecular function (GO): protein binding
Source: RefSeq, a predicted model, not a curated record
GUUGUCGGGGAGUCGACUAUAACAACUAGUGUCUCUGUACACUUUCCUCCAAACAUAUUAGAUCUUAGCUUUAAAACGGGAGACAGAACUCUGACAGAGGGCAGCAGCAUAUCUCUGGUCUGUUCGGUGAAGAGUUCCCCUCCGUCCACAAUACAGUGGUUCUAUAAAGCCAACAACACAGUUCUACUGACCACCCCAGACGUCCUGGAGAGUACCUACACCCUGACUAACGCUGACUGUCUGGACACCGGACUCUACACCUGUUCUGUCAGAAACAGUGUCUCUAAUACAGCGGUCACCAGGGAUAUAUAUGUCAACGUUCUGUGUAAGCCACGUGAAGAUCCCAGAGUAAAUGGUAAUCAUAGGUUUGGUCUAACUACCUCAGAUGACCUGACUCUUACUGCUAUGUUCCUAGCUAAUCCAGAACCAAGUUUCAUGUGGACAUUUCAAGACGUCGCUAAUAAAACCACAGAUGAACUUAAAAACGGAACAGACAAUUUCAUCAUACGGAAUGCAUUUGAUAGGAUGAACCUGUCAGCAUUGUCGAUGGGGAUUCGUAAACACAUGCACGAAGACAUAUACGGAACAUAUAUUGUCACAGCCACAAACAGUCAGGGAAGUGGAAGGAUUAACUUUUCAGUGGAAGCACAGGGAAAACCUAACCCUCCUUACGAAGGCAUAGCUAUUUGUCCUUCCGCAGACCAAGCUAUUCUGAGUUGGAAAUCGGCUUUCGAUGGAGGAUCUACCCAAACAUUUGUGGUCGGAAAAAGAAUCCGAACACAAGGCAUAUUUGUUAUAGACAGACAACUUGAUACCCCCGAUCCAGGACAACACCGAACAGCCAUCAUUUCUAUAUCUGGUCUUACUGCAGGUACACAGUAUUUCUUCGUGGUGUUUGCUGUAAACAAAUUUGGAAACUCAACUUUUGAACGUGACGUCAACUGUACAACACAAGUUUCCAAGGUACAUGAAAGAGCCUGUGGAACUGACAGUAUGUAUAUACCAGGAGUUGUGCUGGCGGUCAUAGGAGUAGUCACGCUUUUGUUUACAGUUGGACUCGAGAUUAUUUUUAGACGAAAUAGAAAACUGUGUUUUAGUAAGUUGCAGCUUCCAGAACAGAAAGAGUUCCAGAAUAUUCAACUCUCAGAACGAGACGGAACACCCCAUAGAGACAAUGAAAGAUCUUUAUAUGACCAACUCGAUACAAAUGACGUUGCCAAGGCGUCCGUCUACUCUGAACUUGGAGGACAUCAUCAUGUUUACCAGAACGAUCCAGUCAGUGAAGGAAAUGGCGGUGACAGACAGUACGAGUCGUUGCAGGGACGCACCGCUUCAAACGUCUAUGAUGAACUUCACAGUCAAACAGCUGGUGAAAAAGAAACAUAUGUCAAUACAGCCAUUGGUGGAAAGAGGAAACAACGACACUGAAGUGAAAACAUUUAGAGGCGAUUUACCACAUGUUACAUAGUAUGUGAAUCGUGUACAGAUUGAAAAGUAACAUCUUCAACCUGCUGACGACCGUGCUUGAAUAAGUCUCAGUGAUGAUAGAAUAAACAUUGCCAGUAGCCUGUGUGUAGUGUCAAUGUAAUGCUCAUUUGCAUAAAAAAAUAUCCCGCUAAGUGAAGAUUCAUCACAACAAUCAUACUAUUGUAUGUAUCGUUAAUGCAUACAGGACGUGGUUACUUUUAUCUGUGUUGCUAUGUAUAUUUAGUGCAUAAUGACAAGCUGACGACUCAGCACUUACUUUGGAUGAAGAAGGUUCACCUCAAGAAGAUAGGCAUAU